GUCAGUCACUGAAAAUGUUAACAAGAGUUUGCCAAUUUCCUGUGAGCAAAAGAACAUCAAUGUUUAUUGCACACACAUAAAAAAAAUGAUCUUACACCAUACAAGGAGUAUUUGAAACAGUUUUAUUACAAACAUCAGAAAGAAAGAUUCAAUCCCCUUAACCCCUCAACAACAUUCCAGUCUCUCAAAAACCAGUGAAGGAUUACCCUUGUCUUGACACUACAGCUCCUUGUUCAGUUGGGAUGGCUGUAUUUGGUUUAAUAUUGACAGAUUUCUGCAUUCAUUGGAUGCCAUUUCUUCACUUAAUGUCUCUUUUGGAGCCUGAGCUCACUUCCUUAACACAUGGUCAUCAAACCAGUAUAUUAACACAUGGUCAUCAAACCAAUAUAUUAACAGCCCUGGGCAGCAUCUUUUCUUUCUGACAUCUCUAUAGCUUUCUGCUUCUGAAGUUUCUUGCAAUGUUUUCCCCCUCUUCAUAACACUGUUCCUUCAUGACAAUGUGAAUAUAGAUAUCUCUAAAAUCAAUUUCUGUGAGGCAUCUUAUUAUCCUUUCAGAUGAACAGCAGCAUCCUUGGCUCUAUCUUUGAGUAUGAGUGCAGAGCCCUGGUCCUUGAGUGGUGGAUCCUAUUCAAUGCAUCUAUGGUUGUUCUUCACCCUGAGCUUGCUGUUGUUCAUUCUGCUGCUGAUCUCCUGUGGAGGCUGCAUGAGGAAGUCAGCUCAAUUUUCGGCACAGAAUAACGACACAGAGACUAAAGAUGACACUCAUCUCAUAAGCAUUAGCCAGUUCGAUGAUUCCGUAUUUCCAAACAGCAUCUCCCCAGCAACAAUCCAAGAAGGUCACCCCGGGUCACGUAAAGUAAGCUGGCAAAAUGAUGUGGAAAUGCCUGGCAUGCAAGAUAAUAAAGAAUCUCCGUGUCAACACAGCAGAGCAUUGCCUGAGAUUCCCGCUGCUUUGGACGAUAAGGGGAAUCCUGAUGGGAAAGGUGACCCUGUCUACCAGACAGCGAGGGAGCUAACCGCUGCAGAGUGCCAGGAGAUUUCAGAAGACCCCAUCGAACCGUCGUAUGCGGCUAGUGACCAGUUCAGCCUCGAAGCACAGAGGUCAGAGUUCAUCAUCGAGGAUGAUGUUGCCAAGGAGGAGGGGAACUUCCAGCAGGAGAAAGUGGCCCCUGUGUAUGCACGAGUCAGCAAAAAGACAAAGACCGCACCAUUGCUGUGUCUUCCCAGUCUUUCGGCAGCCCAUGGGAAUGUGGAACGUGAUGAGGAACCGCCACCACUACCCGAGAAACGAUUCGACCUUGAUGAUGAUUUUGUGAUCGGUGAAGAAUCCGAGCAGAUACUGGUGGAGGAAACGCCUCAAGAAGAUCCCAGGGCAGCUCUGCUUCCUGCUGAGUCGUGUGUCACUGAUGGAGAUGGUAUUGUGGCCACAAGGAAUGGUCUAACUAUGGGCUAGCAGCACUUGUAUCUCUGAGACACUGCUCUGCUUCUAACUGGACAUGAUCAGGAUUGGAUGGGAUUCACCUAAACAAGCUACACUCGAGUGAAUAAGCCUAACAGGGAAACCAUCAAAAAGAGAAACUGCUGGAGAAACUCACCAGGUCUGGCAGCAUCUGUGGAGAGAGAGAAAAACAGAAUUAACAUUUUGAGUCCAGUCAUUCUUCUUCACAACAAUUAGGAUCGGAGGGGACUUAUGCCUCCUGCUCCCUAUAUGUCGCACAGCGAACACAGCGUGGAACUGCAGAGACCCUUUUGUUGCUGGGACUCUAGGUGGGAAAAGUACUGAAGGAGUGAAAUUACAAUAUCAUUUGAACAGGAGGGAUGGAGCUCUUAUAACAUUUUAGUGCGGGUAUGGGAAGCGAGAUGUCACUAUUUUAAUAACAGAAUUUUCUGUCUCGUUUUCUCUAUGAGAUUAUAGAUUUCUCAAAUAUUAUUAAACUCAGAGUGCCCAUCUAUUGAUUCAAUGUCUU
This is a messenger RNA of Chiloscyllium plagiosum (whitespotted bambooshark), 1967 nucleotides long. The record is from RefSeq and is a predicted model, not a curated record. NCBI's taxonomy places the organism in Eukaryota, Metazoa, Chordata, Chondrichthyes, Orectolobiformes, Hemiscylliidae.